AUGGGCAGGCUAAGACUCCCAUGUGUUGUCCCCCAGAUUGUCUUCUACGAGGACAAGAAUUUCCAGGGCCGUCGCUAUGAGUGUGACAGCGACUGCUCCGAUUUCCACACCUACUUGAGCCGCUGCAACUCCAUCCGGGUGGAGAGCGGGGCCUGGGUGGUGUAUGAGAGGCCCAACUACAUGGGCUACCAGUAUGUCCUGACCAGGGGAGAGUACCCAGAGUACCAGCGCUGGAUGGGCCUCAACGACCGCCUCAGCUCCUGCAAGAUGAUCCACUUUACCAGUGGGACCCUGUACAAGAUGCAGCUGUAUGAGAAGGCAGACUUCGGGGGUCAGGUCUUCGAGGCCACAGAGGACUGUCCCUCACUUCUGGAGAAGUUCCGCUGGAGGGAGGUCAACUCCUGCAAAGUCUUUGAUGGCUGGUGGGUUUUCUAUGAGCACCCCAACUACCGCGGACGGCAAUACUUCCUGGAGAAGGGGGAAUACCGCAAGCCUGGCGACUGGGGUGCUGUUAGUCCCACGGUCCAGUCCUUCAGGCGCUUCACUGAAUGACUUAACCUCCA
Molecule: messenger RNA, 563 nt
Organism: Chelmon rostratus (copperband butterflyfish)
Lineage: Eukaryota; Metazoa; Chordata; Actinopteri; Chaetodontiformes; Chaetodontidae
Gene: crygs2
Product: crystallin, gamma S2
Exons: 3
Coding region: 1-552 (183 amino acids)
Biological process (GO): lens development in camera-type eye; visual perception
Molecular function (GO): structural constituent of eye lens
Source: RefSeq, a predicted model, not a curated record